AUGAAAGGCAGCAUGAUGUCUUUCAACGUCGGAUCUAAGACCAUCGCAUAUGCCAGGCGCGAGGGCGAACACUUCUGGCUGAACUGUCAAGGCACCGCUAAGUAUCAACAUAUGCUUGCGUGCAACAUGACUCUUCUGUCCGACUCAACAGCGUACGCGGUUAACAAAGCAAACCUACCCAAGCCAAUUUCGAUUGACCUGGCACACCGCCUUGCCUGUCAGGCUGUCACGCAUCGGGGCUUGAUUGUGGGUUCGCUUCGUGUUGCGGGUUCACAAUUCAGGGGCGGGGUGUGGUGCUGCACCCCUUAUGAGGGAGGUAGUGGGAAAACCGAUUGUCUCAAGGAUGAAGUUCUCCAGUGUUGA
Penicillium bovifimosum is the source of this 363-nucleotide messenger RNA. RefSeq lists its product as uncharacterized. The record is from RefSeq and is a predicted model, not a curated record. Bases 1 to 363 code for a protein of 120 amino acids. NCBI's taxonomy places the organism in Eukaryota, Fungi, Ascomycota, Eurotiomycetes, Eurotiales, Aspergillaceae. The transcript has a single exon.